This is a messenger RNA of Zea mays, 516 nucleotides long. Its product is annotated as rRNA processing protein 36 homolog. Lineage: Eukaryota; Viridiplantae; Streptophyta; Magnoliopsida; Poales; Poaceae. The transcript is spliced from 4 exons. The record is from RefSeq and is a predicted model, not a curated record. Gene Ontology annotation, cellular component: nucleolus; 90S preribosome. Bases 241 to 516 code for a protein of 91 amino acids. Gene Ontology annotation, biological process: maturation of SSU-rRNA from tricistronic rRNA transcript (SSU-rRNA, 5.8S rRNA, LSU-rRNA).
AGAAUGGUAACUUCUGGCUAGCAUGGCAUAAGUCUGUAAGCAUUUGCAUCUUUAGGAGGUUAAUUUUUAUAUUAUUUCAUGUACGACAAGAAGUUCAAACAAGAAGCAACGCAAAAACUUUUAGAUGUGAGAUACUAUCAUAGUUUUUUAUGAUAAUGUUUUGCUAUGGAGCUAAACUGGCAAUAUGUUCUUGACAGGUUCAUGAUAGAUUAGCUUGUAUUGUUGAGAUGGAAAAAGAGAAUGCAAGUUUGGGAUAAGCAGUUGAAGUAUCAUCCUCCAAAGAACGUUGAAUCAGAAAUCUUGUGUGAGCAUAUCAAGAAAGAGAGGGAGGCAACAAAGGCUAGAAAACGACCAUGCUAUCUGAAGAAACCUGAACUUCACGAAAGGAAGCUGAUGAACAAGUACAACGAGCUCAAGGAGGCAGGAAAGCUUGAUGCAUUCAUGGAAAAGCGGCGGAGGAAGAAUGCCUCCAAAGAUCAUCGGUUCAUGUCGUACCAACGCAGUGGAGAUGCAUAA